Aspergillus versicolor CBS 583.65 is the source of this 1908-nucleotide messenger RNA. RefSeq names its product putative alpha-amylase. The record is from RefSeq and is a predicted model, not a curated record. Gene Ontology annotation, biological process: carbohydrate catabolic process. The transcript is spliced from 9 exons. Gene Ontology annotation, molecular function: alpha-amylase activity; calcium ion binding; starch binding. Bases 1 to 1908 code for a protein of 635 amino acids. NCBI's taxonomy places the organism in Eukaryota, Fungi, Ascomycota, Eurotiomycetes, Eurotiales, Aspergillaceae.
AUGCGACUCUCUACUUUGAUGGCAUUUGGGGCUCUGGCUGGGAAUGGAGCACUGGCCUUGAAUGCGGAUGGAUGGCGCAGCCAGUCUAUCUACUUUCUCAUGACGGAUCGUUUUGCUCGGACUGAUGGGUCGACGACUGCUCCUUGUGAGCUUAGCCAAAGGGCAUACUGCGGUGGGAGCUGGCAAGGGAUUAUAAACCAACUUGAUUAUAUCCAAGAUAUGGGAUUCACUGCAAUUUGGAUCACACCCAUCACCGAGCAGAUUCCCGAGACGACUGCAUUUGGAACGGGAUUCCACGGUUAUUGGCAGAAGAAUAUAUAUAACGUUGAGUCCCACUUGGGGACAGCAGACGAUAUAAAGGCGUUAUCCAAGGCGCUUCACGACCGCGGGAUGUACCUCAUGCUUGAUGUCGUGGCCAACCAUAUGGCCUACGCCGGUCCUGGGGGAUCAACCGACUUCAGCAUCUUCACCCCAUUCAACUCAGCCUCCUACUUCCACUCGUACUGCCCGAUCAACAACUACGACGAUCAGUGGCAGUCCGAGAACUGUUACCUGGGAGACAACACAGUGUCGCUCACGGACCUGAAUACCCAGAACUCCGAGGUCCGCCGUAUCUGGUAUGAUUGGAUCAAGGAUAUUGUUUCAGAGUACUCCAGAUCAGUUGACGGACUACGCAUCGAUACUGUCAAGCAUGUCGAAAAGGACUUCUGGCCGGGAUAUGUCCAGGCAGCAGGGGUAUAUGCUGUUGGUGAAGUCUUCAACGGCGACCCAGCGUACACAUGCGGCUACCAGGCGUCGAUUAUGGACGGCGUUAUGAACUAUCCGAUGACUAACUUAGGAGCUAGAUACUAUCCCCUCAGAGAAGCCUUUAAGUCUUCUAGCGGAAGCAUGGGAAACUUGUAUAACAUGAUAAACUCCGUUGCGUCUAACUGCAGGGAUCCAACUUUGCUGGGUAGUUUUAUUGAGAAUCAUGAUAAUGCCCGGUUCGCAAGCCCCAGUUACACCGACGACAUAUCCCAGGCCAAGAACGUCCUCGCUUUCAUCUUCCUGACAGACGGAAUCCCAAUCGUCUACGCCGGCCAGGAACAGCACUACUCAGGCGGAGAGGAUCCGUAUAACCGCGAGCCUGUCUGGUGGUCUGGCUACUCUAGCCAGUCCGAGCUGUACCAGUUCAUUGCCGCUACGAACAAGGCCCGCAAGUUGGCUAUUGAUAAUGAUUCGGGCUAUGUUACGUCUCGGAAUACACCAUUCUACAGCGACACAAACCACAUCGCCAUGCGCAAAGGCUCCCAAGGAUCUCAGGUUAUCACGCUGCUAUCGAACCACGGCUCCCGCGGUAGCUCGUAUACAUUCGACCUCAGCAACCACGGGUACUCGUCUGGCUCUAAGCUUGUAGAGCUAUACACCUGCUCCUCGCUGCAAGUCGACUCGAACGGAAAUAUCCCCGUGCCUAUGUCGUCGGGUCUUCCGCGCGCGCUUGUCCCUGCCUCGUGGGUAUCUGGGAGUGGAUUGUGCAGUAGUACGCCGACGAGUACGCUUACGACUACGACUGCAACGGCGACAGAAACGGCUUGUGUGUCCGAGACGGCGGCGGCAACGGCUUUGCAGAUUGUGUUUGAGGAGAAGGUGCAGACGGUAUACGGGGAGAAUAUAUAUCUCGUUGGGUCUAUAGCGCAGCUUGGGAACUGGGAUCCGGAUAAUGCUGUGAAGUUAUCUGCGGAUGCGUAUACGUCUGCAAACCCGGUUUGGACCGUGACUAUAAGUCUGCCGGUUGGGAUGAGCUUUGAGUACAAGUUUGUGAAGAAGACGGGUGCAGAUGUUGUUUGGGAGAGUGAUCCGAAUCGGCAGUAUACUGUUCCUGCGGGGUGCGAGGGAGAGAAGAAGACGUUGGGAGGGUCCUGGAGGUAG